AUGUUUGCACCCCGCCACUUAGCACGAUUAAGCAGAAGAAAAAGGAUGUUGCCAGUUCGAAAGUAUCCUUUUGUUUACGAUAACGAGUUUGCAGGAAAAAAAGUGAAUGCUUAUGUUAUUGAUUCUGGAAUCUAUAUAGGACAUCCAGAGUUUCAAGGGAGAGCAAGAACAGGAAGAGACUUUUCCAAUGAAGGAGAAGGGGAUCAAAAUGGCCAUGGAACACACGUUGCUGGAUUAAUAGGCGCAAAAACAUAUGGAGCAGCAAAAAAUGUGGAGAUAUUUGAUGUCAAGGCGUUAAAUUCAGUCGGUACAGGCACGUUGAGCACGAUUAUUGCAGCCAUCGAAUUUGUGGUGAACCACCGAUUGAGAAGCGACCGACCGGGUGUGGCAAAUCUUUCCUUCGGUGCACAUCACAAUGCAAUUUUAAACAGUGCGGUUGAACAAGCGACACGAACUGGAAUCGUGUUUGUUGUGGCCGCUGGGAACUCAAAUAUUGAUGCUUGCUUGAUGAGCCCCGCAAGCUCACCAUAUGCUAUAACUGUGGGAGCUAUAAACGAUCAUGGAGACUCAAUAUCCGGGUUUUCAAAUUGGGGGUCCUGUGUGGAUAUUUUCGCAAGUGGAUCAAACGUAAAGAGUGUUGAUUUCAAGAACAUUUACAAAUCGCUGGUUUUAUCGGGCACCUCCAUGGCGAGUCCCAUCGUUGCGGGAGUAGUGGCGACCUUGUUAAGUGAAGGGAUUGAUCCAGGCUGUGUAAGGGAUGUAUUGCAAGACACUGCAACGUUAAAUCGUAUUGCAAAGGCCAGUUUGUACUUUAAACCAAAUACUCCAAACAAAAUAGCAUACGUUGAGGUAGGAAAGGAAAACAACCCCAAAACCGACUUUCUGAAAAUGGACAAAGACAGCGGGAGUGAAUCGGAAUAUGAGUUAGAAUCAUAUGAAAACCCCACUUUGCCUUAA
Lodderomyces theae is the source of this 957-nucleotide messenger RNA. Its product is annotated as S8 family peptidase. Gene Ontology annotation, molecular function: serine-type endopeptidase activity. The transcript has a single exon. Gene Ontology annotation, biological process: proteolysis. The record is from RefSeq and is a predicted model, not a curated record. The coding region runs from base 1 to 957 and encodes 318 amino acids. Lineage: Eukaryota; Fungi; Ascomycota; Pichiomycetes; Serinales; Debaryomycetaceae.